Molecule: messenger RNA, 2753 nt
Organism: Thalassophryne amazonica
Lineage: Eukaryota; Metazoa; Chordata; Actinopteri; Batrachoidiformes; Batrachoididae
Gene: uckl1b
Product: uridine-cytidine kinase 1-like 1b
Exons: 15
Coding region: 716-2323 (535 amino acids)
Cellular component (GO): cytoplasm
Molecular function (GO): ATP binding; kinase activity
Source: RefSeq, a predicted model, not a curated record
UCUCUAGCUCCCUCUCCCUCUCUUCCCCAGCAUUGCCCCAAGCACCUUUGUUAUGGAUUCGGACAACUGCGCCAACAUCAAAGCGGAGGAGAACGACAUUUGGCACGUCACUUUCGCCCUUCCUGCCCGUGUUUUCUUGCAGUUUUCGUCGCCUGUUUCUCAAUGUCUGAUGCUGUUUUGCGGUCCCUCUUCUUGCUGUCCAGAACGUAUUGCUCGAUUGACUUGUCAAAGACAGAUGACCUGUGUUUGGUGUACGUUCGUGUCUAUAUGCGCCUGCUAAGAGUGGAGAGCUCUAUUUAUACCAUCUAAUGAAUAUAAUCUGGAGGGCAGGUUAUCCUCUUACAUUUGUUGGCUGGACAGCUAAGGGGAGGAGCAAAAGAAAGAGGAGGGAAAAGCUUUGCAGUCAUUUCAUACUGAACGCGCUCUCUCCCCAACUACAGUGCCUUUCUUCCUUUCUCUCAUUCUUGUCCUCUCUCGCGGUCUAUUGCUCUGCUAAAUCGAGGAAACAGAAACCAUAACAGAUGUUUAAUGUUUCAUUUCUCAUCCCAGCUGAUUCCACUCUAUGUUGCCCAAACUCCCCUCUCAGUGGGUGUGUUGUUAAGUGUUUUAUGGGGUUUGAAUGUACAUGUCCUGGGUUACCUGUUGGCAGUAAUAUAAAAUUAAAACACCAGUAGAGUGCUCACAGUGGAAGCCUUCCCUUAUAUUUUCUCCAGUUAUGAGCUCUCUGCCAGCUUACACAGGAGCUAGAAUAUCUGGCUGUUGGACUCUAACAUCUGACGGCAGUGGAGGUGGUGAUGGAUCACUGGACUGUCUCCUCCCCUCAGUAAGUACUGCUCUAUCACCACGAAAAAGAACCACCAGCCAGUGUAAGUCGGAACCUCCUCUCCUCCGAACAUCUAAACGAACCAUCUACACAGCUGGUCGCCCGCCCUGGUACAAUGAACAUGGAACACAGUCCAAAGAAGCCUUUGUCAUUGGACUGUGUGGCGGCAGUGCUUCAGGAAAGACCACCGUCGCCAGAAAAAUCAUCGAAGCUCUUGAUGUUCCCUGGUUAGUACUACUCUCAAUGGACUCUUUUUACAAGGUCCUGUCCCCAGAACAGCAGAAUUUAGCUGCCAGUAACGACUAUAACUUUGACCACCCAGAUGCCUUUGACUUUGAUUUGCUGACACACACACUACGGAAGCUCAAAAAGGGCAAAAGUGUGAAAAUCCCUGUGUAUAACUUCACAACUCAUGGACGAGAGAAAGAAUGGAAAACAGUAUAUGGAGCCAGUGUUAUCAUCUUUGAGGGAAUCAUGUCCUUUGCAGAUAAAGAAGUCCUGCAGUUGCUCGACAUGAAGAUCUUUGUGGACACCGACUCCGACAUCCGCCUGGUACGUCGGCUGAGAAGGGACAUUUCAGAAAGGGGCCGAGACAUCGAGGGUGUGAUCAAGCAGUACAACAAGUUUGUCAAGCCCUCCUUUGAGCAGUACAUCGAGCCCACCAUGCGCCUGGCCGACAUUGUGGUGCCACGUGGUGGUGGCAACAUGGUGGCCAUUGAUUUAAUCGUGCAACAUGUCCACAGUCAGCUGGAGGAGAGGAAACUUCGCUGGGAUAUGGCGGCCCUGGCUUCAGCACACCAGGCCCAACCCCUCCCCCAGACCCUCAGUGUUCUAGAGAGCACGCCGCAGGUCAGGGGCAUGCACACCAUCAUCAGAAACAAAGAAACCAGUCGUGAUGAGUUCAUCUUCUACUCCAAGAGGUUGAUGCGUCUUCUGAUCGAGCGAGCGCUCUCCUUCCUCCCCUCACAGGUCCACAUAGUCCAGACCCCCCAGGGAGAGGAUUAUGAAGGCAGGACUUUCCAUGGGAAACAGAUCACAGGUGUGUCCAUCCUGCGGGCAGGAGAGACCAUGGAACCAGCUCUGAGGGCUGUCUGCAAAGACGUCCGCAUUGGCAAGAUCCUCAUCCAGACAAACCAGGACACAGGAGAACCAGAGCUACAUUACCUGCGUCUCCCUAAGGACAUUACUGAAGAUCACGUGAUUCUUAUGGACUGUACCGUGUCCACUGGAGCUGCUGCCAUGAUGGCUGUGCGGGUGCUUCUGGACCAUGAUGUUCAAGAGGACAAGAUCUUACUGGUGUCUCUACUGAUGGCAGAAAUGGGCAUCCAUUCAGUGGCCUACGCAUUCCCACAAGUUAAGAUCAUCACGACAGCUGUUGACAAGAAGGUCAACGACCUCUUCCACAUCAUACCUGGUAUAGGAAACUUUGGGGAUCGAUACUUUGGAACUGAUGCACCUCCUGACUGGAGCGAUGAAGAGACAAAUGAGCCCAGUUACUGAAAACUUUAACUGCAGCACACUUAUUUGGAUAAUUCGCGUUGAGUAAUGCAAGAGGACGAUUUGAGGACACUUUUUUCUUUUUUCUUUUUUUUUUUUUUGCAUCAGUGGGUGACAUUUUUUUUAUUAUGCAAGGAAACAAGAUGCCCUGAAUAUUGUCCGUGUUGAAAUUGGAUCAUUUACUCUUGCACAUAUGCUGUUCUUCAAAGUUAUUUUGUGAAGUCUGACAUAUUUUUAUGUGUACAGUAUAUUGAAAGUCAAAGGUUUUUUUAUUGUGAUAUUUAAAUUAUGACAAUCAUGAUGUUGUAAUUUGUUAAUAUAUUACUUUAAAAUAUAGCCUUAAGCCAGGAGAUGACACAGCUGAAUGUGAAUUUGCAUGUGGCUUAAAAAAAAGAAGUUUGUUUUUAACCUUGCACUGUACUCACAGCUUUCC